Perca fluviatilis (European perch) is the source of this 2931-nucleotide messenger RNA. RefSeq names its product Rho guanine nucleotide exchange factor (GEF) 1a (gene arhgef2a). Bases 149 to 2833 code for a protein of 894 amino acids. The record is from RefSeq and is a predicted model, not a curated record. Gene Ontology annotation, cellular component: cytoskeleton; ruffle membrane. Gene Ontology annotation, molecular function: microtubule binding; guanyl-nucleotide exchange factor activity. Lineage: Eukaryota; Metazoa; Chordata; Actinopteri; Perciformes; Percidae. The transcript is spliced from 22 exons. Gene Ontology annotation, biological process: actin filament organization; positive regulation of neuron differentiation; cell morphogenesis.
GCCACUUCACUAGAAGCAGAAGCACAUUGCAGUUAGCCAGUGAGGAAAGAUUUUUUUUUUUAGUUUUUUCUCUUUGGUAGGGAUCUGAGGGAUCCACAGAGAAGCGUACAAACAUUAAUUUUGGAUAUUUUAUUUUCUGACUGUCACAAUGUCCAGAGUUACCAAUCUGUCGAAGCUGCGGCAAGAGAGGAUGAGGGAGAUCAACCAGCGGAAUAAAGAGAGAGAGCACAUGAGGGAGCGAGAGAAGGUGGCAAGGGAGAGGGAGGCACGUUACAGCAAUGGUCACCUCUUCACAUCACUGACAGUGUCAGGAACCACACUCUGUUCAGCAUGCAACAAGAGUAUUACUGCCAAGGAGGCGCUCAGCUGCCCUACAUGCAAUGUCACUAUCCACAACCGCUGUCGAGACACUUUGCCAAACUGUGCCAAAAUGAAACAGAGGCAGCAGAAGACUGCCCCAAUGCGGAAUAACUCCUUGCAGAAUGUUACACUGCGCACAAAAACUCCAGGAAUGCGCGAGCGUCCAAGUUCAGCCAUCUACCCUUCGGACAGCUUCCGACAGUCCCUGCUGGGAUCUCGCCGUGGUCGCUCCAGCCUAUCCCUGUCCAAGAGUGUCUCCACAAACAACAUUACAGGGACCCUGAAUGACGACUCUCCCCUGGGGCUGCGCAGGAUCCUUUCCCAGUCCACAGACUCCCUGAGCUUCAGGACCAGAGCUAUGUCAGUGGAAUCUCUCAAUGAUGACGGAGACAACUACUACACUUCAGUAUUGGAGGAGUUGGAACUCGAGGGCCAGGACUUCAAGGCUGACUCAUGGAGCAUGGCUGUGGACAACAAUUACUUGCAGACACACCGCAAAAACGUCAUCAAGAGGCAGGAUGUCAUCUAUGAGCUGAUUCAGACUGAGCUGCACCACAUGCGAACGCUGCGUAUCAUGGAAAGGGUGUUCCGGCAAGGCAUGCUGGACGAGCUUCAGCUAGACCCGUGCACCGUGCAUGCCAUGUUCCCCUGCCUGGACCAGCUGAUCCGGAUACAUUCCCAUUUCCUGGCACAGCUUCUCCUGCGGCAAAAAAGCAGCCUGCAGUCUGGAUCCAGCCGCAACUUCACCAUUCACCAGCUGGGGGACAUAUUGCUGGAGCAGUUUUCAGGCCAGUGUGCGGACGACAUGCGAAAGACCUAUGCUGAGUUCUGCAGCCGCCACUUGAAAGCUGUCAAAUUGUACAAAGAACUGCUGGCCAGAGACAAAAAGUUCCAAUGCUUCAUACGGCGGAUGAGUCGUGGACCCUUACUACGUUGCCAUGGUGUUCAGGAGUGCAUCUUGUUGGUGACUCAGCGGAUUUCCAAGUAUCCUGUCAUUGUUCAGCGCAUUCUGGACAAUACCACUGAUGAUGGAGAAGAAGCCUCCUUUCUUGCCCAGGCUCUCUCCAUGGUCAGAGAACUUCUUAGUUCAAUAGACCAACAGAUGGAGGACCUGGAGCAAACACAGCGGCUGCAAGAGAUCCAGGCCAAGCUGGACCAGCGGUCUGAGGCCAAAGUAAGGGAUGGAGGACUGUUCAAGGCUGGAGAGUUGUCCCGCCGGAGGCUUGUCCACGAAGGGACCCUUUUCUGGAAAACCCCGGGCUCCCGGCUCAAAGAUACACAGGUCUUAUUGAUGACAGACAUCCUGGUGUUUCUGCAGGAGAAAGACCAGAGAUACAUCUUUCCAUGUCUGGACAAGUCUCCAGUACUGUCCCUUCAGAACCUGAUAGUGAGGGACAUAGCCAAUCAGGAGCGUGGUAUGUUCCUCAUCAGCGACUCCUCUCCUCCUGAGAUGUACGAGUUCCAUGCUGCCUCCAAGGAGGAGAAGAAUAUCUGGAUACGCCACAUCCAGCGCACCGUCAGCAGGUGCCCAUCGAGAGAGGAGUUCCCCCUCAUAGAGACUGAACACAAGGCUCAUCUUAGGAGACUCAAAGCUGAGCUGCAGCAGAAGGACCGGGAGAUGCUGGAGCUCCUGCAGGAGAGGGUGACUCUGUUCUGUGAGCUGGCAGAGGUGACGAGUGGUCACGAGGGCCUACAACCUCCCAUCACUCGCUAUCUGUUCAGGGCAGACACCGCCCAAGCUCCGCGCGCAGAGAAACUGCUGCUGGAUGCCACCACCGAGGUGGACAGGUUGAGUGAGCUCCUGCUGGGUUCCAGCGUGGACAUCCCUCUCCCAUGGCAGCACAACCACAUGGAGGUGGUAGAAACCAGUGAUCAGGAUCUGUCGCUCAAUGGAGCACAGGAUUUCUUUGCAGCAAAGAAGAUCUAUCAGAGGCUGGUGAAUCUCAGUGUUUAUCUCCAUGCACUUCAGGGUGCUGUCAUCAAACAAGACUCCAUUUUGGAGCUGCUACUGCAGCCACAGGAUACCGUGGCACCAACUGCAGGAGGAGUAUGGCGUCCUUUCUGGAGAGAUGGUGGAAAUCGGGAGGCCAAUCCAGGGUCGACCAUCGGGGAGCUGGCUCUUUUGCAGAGACAACACAGCCUGUUGCAGGAGGAGCUGCUGAGGCUGCGGGAUGCCGAGAGCCGGUUCAAGGACAGUGAGAGAGCCCGGGCAAAGCUAGAAAAGCAUGUCCGACACAUGAAGGUCUGCAGCGGGAACACGCCUGCCUCCCAGCAGCUAGGGGAGCAGGACUCUAAACCAGGAAAGGAGGUCUCAGCCGGAGCUGACACCCUGUGGGCCAGCCAGCAACCAGCCCACCAAUCAGAUGGCCUUCAGGACGGCAGUGAUGUGGAGGUAGACAUGACGUCAGAUGAUGAUGAUGGGUCAGCAUCUGAAAGCUCCAAAGAUCUUCAAGAUAUUCCGGAGGAGAUCUGAUCCUCGGCAUGUUUCACAGUGCUACUGAGCCUACACCUAUAGCCAUGGGCGUUUUAUGAGGGUCUCACACACUUUUUUAAAAUGAUUAGUCCCACCCA